AGACUCCAUUACCAUCCUUUCUUCAUCUGUUGUACUUUCCUCGCUUCAGAAGCAUUCCGCAAACUCGACAAAGGAGAAGAUGUUGGCUAUAUUCCACAAAACGGUCGCCCACCCUCCUCAGGAGCUCGGCUGCUCCGAGUCCACCUCCACUGUCCCUCCCAUGCCCGGCUACAGCCGGCGGCAACCCAAGAACCCCGACGAGAUCCUCAGGGACUUCCACUCCGCCCACCCCGCCCACGCCUUCUGUGCCACCUUCAGCGGCGGCGCCGCCCUCGCCUGCCUCGGCCCCCGCGCCCCGCCUCCCUCCCUCCUCCACCGGAGGUGGUUCUGUAGCUUUGAUGAAGUAUACUGCAUGUUCGUAGGGAGCCUCGACAAUCUGAGCUCCCUCGUCAGGCAGUACGGGCUCUGCGGCAAGUCCACCAACGAGGCGCUGUUGGUGAUCGAGGCCUACCGGACGCUGCGCGACCGCGGGCCGUACCCGGCCGACCAGGUCGUGAAGGACCUCGGCGGUAGCUUCGCCUUCGUCGUCUACGACAACAAGACCGGCGCCGUCUUCGCGGCCCUGAGCUCGGACGGCGGCGUGCCACUGCACUGGGGCAUCGCGGCGGAUGGCUCCGUGGUGAUCUGUGACGACAGGGAGAUCAUGAAGGGAAGCUGCGGCAAGUCUUAUGCUCCGUUCCCAGCAGGGUGCAUGUUCCACAGUGAGGGAGGGUUGAGGAGCUUCGAGCACCCGACGAAGAAGAUGCAGGCGAUGCCGAGGGUGGACAGCGAGGGAAUGAUGUGCGGCGCCAGCUUCAAGGUGGACGCCUUCUCGAAGAUCGCCACCAUGCCCCGGGUGGGCAGCGCCGCCAACUGGACCUCGUGGGAUGACUCCUACUGAACCCAAUUGCAGAUCUGAGCUGUUCCUCUAUGGAGACCUGUUAUCCUUGUUCCAGUUUCAAAGCAUGCAACUAAAAGUUCAAUCAAUAAAUAAGUUUCAUCACUGAUGAGACUCUCAUGAA
Molecule: messenger RNA, 1001 nt
Organism: Musa acuminata AAA Group (dessert banana)
Lineage: Eukaryota; Viridiplantae; Streptophyta; Magnoliopsida; Zingiberales; Musaceae
Product: stem-specific protein TSJT1-like
Exons: 4
Coding region: 80-880 (266 amino acids)
Source: RefSeq, a predicted model, not a curated record